AUUUAUUUGUAUUAUUAUUUUUAGUGUGAUGUCUGAAGAAGUGAUGGAUAAUAAUAAGGAUCGUGCGGAGAGUAUUGAGAACUCGACGUCUUCCCACAAUCAAAAACGAAAAGAUUAUCUACCGUGGGACGAUUACUUCAUGGCCACCGCAAUACUCUCAUCGAAGCGAAGUAAGGAUCCCUCUACGCAGGUUGGAGCCUGUGUCGUAGACAACCACAAUCGGAUUGUUGCUAUUGGUUACAAUGGCUUUCCAAGAAACUGCAGCGACGAUGAGUUUCCAUGGUCGAAGGACGAAGAUAAGAAUUCGAUGAAAAAUAAAUACAUGUAUGUGGUGCAUGCUGAAGCCAACGCGAUACUAAACAGCAAUUGCACCGCACUAGACGGUACGCGUCUUUACACAACUCUCUUCCCAUGCAAUGAGUGCACAAAGUUAAUUAUACAAUCGGGCAUCCGGGAAAUAUAUUAUUUAUCUGACAAGUAUAGGGAUAAGCCUACGUAUCGAGCUGCCAGGCGGAUGUUUGAUGCAGUUGGCAUUGUCUAUAAUCAGUUUAUCCCAACGCAAAAAAAGAUUACUAUCGACUUUGACUCAAUUAAGUAAAAUGAUAUGAUUAUCGUUAGUUAGACGUAGAGCAGCUAACUUGAACUAGUUUAAUUGGUUUUAUCCUGUUUGUUGUGUAAUUCCUUCUAAUAAAAAAGCAUACAAACCACAA
Molecule: messenger RNA, 710 nt
Organism: Drosophila navojoa
Lineage: Eukaryota; Metazoa; Arthropoda; Insecta; Diptera; Drosophilidae
Product: putative deoxycytidylate deaminase
Biological process (GO): pyrimidine nucleotide metabolic process
Cellular component (GO): cytoplasm
Molecular function (GO): zinc ion binding; dCMP deaminase activity
Source: RefSeq, a predicted model, not a curated record